GCGAGAGCCAAUCCGGAACAGCACACUUCAUCGCUGCAGAGAAGCACGCAGCAGCAGCUCCGAUAUGGCAGCAGAUCAAGCGUUUGUGACCCUGGCUACAAAUGACACCUAUGUGAAAGGAGCGCUGGUGUUGGGGUCGUCUCUACGACAGCACAAUACUGCAAAUAAGCUGGCUGUGCUUAUAACUCCUCAGGUCUCGGACUCCAUGAGAAAAGUACUUGACAAAGUCUAUGAUGAUGUUCGAGUGGUGGACGUCUUGGACAGUGGGGAUUCUGCACACCUGGCUUUAAUGAAACGACCUGAAUUGGGAGUCACACUGACAAAAAUACAUUGCUGGACACUUACAGAAUAUUCCAAAUGUGUAUUCAUGGAUGCAGACACCAUGGUUUUGUGUAAUAUUGAUGAGCUUUUUGAAAGAGAAGAGCUGUCUGCAGCACCGGACCCAGGCUGGCCUGACUGCUUCAACUCGGGAGUGUUUGUUUUUAUACCAUCUUUUGAAACCUACAACAAACUUAUUCAGCUGGCAGCAAAAGAAGGCAGCUUUGAUGGUGGGGACCAGGGAUUGCUAAACACCUUUUUUAAUACUUGGUCGACAAAAGAUAUAAACAAGCAUCUCCCCUUUGUGUACAACCUGAGCAGCGUUUCCUUGUACUCCUACCUCCCAGCAUUCAAAGCAUUUGGUGCCAAUGCAAAGGUGGUGCAUUUUCUGGGGAAAGUCAAGCCGUGGAACUAUACAUACGACAGUAAAACAAAAAGCGUGCGUAGCGAUGUACAUGACCAGACUCUGGUUCACCCAGAAUUCCUGAACCUCUGGUGGGACAUCUACACUACUAGGAUAGUCUGUCUGCUGACCCAAGAGGGAGUGGUUAAAGAAGAAACAACUGCCCUACAAGUGGAGGAGGUAAAAGAAGCAGUUGUACAGAUGUCCAUUUCACACUCCCACUCGCCACCAUCUGUAUCUUCAGAGGAACGCAGGGAAAGAUGGGAGCAGGGCCAGGUUGACUACAUGGGAGAGGACUCGUAUGACAACAUCAAAAAGAAGCUUGACUCCUAUCUCCAAUAGAACUUCUUCUUCUCAUGCAUAAAGAAUGUGUCCAAGAGCUAUUCAUUGUCUAGGACGGCGUUCUAUCUACUGUUUACUUAAAUGCUAGGAGCUUUACGAAGACCCAUUUUUUUUUUUUUUUUUUUUCCCUCCGUCUUUGGGGAGGUUAUAAAAUGGGUAAACUGUUACAAACCCAGUUAAAUGUGCCAUUUCCCCUUUUAGCUGUAGCUAGAGGGUAGAUGUGGCUCUAGAUCAGAUGCGAUUAGUUUUAGAUCUGGUUUAAAACUUGAAUAGCCCCUAAGUGGUAAUUUUUUAACCUCAGCGUACAUUUGGAAUUGUCCACCUGUUUAAGCAAUAGCUAAUGCUCCUUCGCUGUUCCAUGUGAUCCAUCUUGGAUUGUACAGGUUGUGUAAGCAAUGGCAGUUUGCUUCUCCAGGGUACUCCGAAGUUGUCCUUUGUCACAUCUGCAAACUGUUUUUAGCAUGAAUAAGCUAUUUCUGCUCCUAAACUCAAAAGACUCUGGGAGCUGCACCAAGUGCACUGCCGACACACCUUGGAAUGCUUCUUGUUCAGUUCUGUAGCCACAAAGGCUAGUGUAAUGUAUUAACAUGGCACUUCAGAAAUAAACUGAUCCUGAUUCAGUA
Molecule: messenger RNA, 1686 nt
Organism: Xenopus laevis (African clawed frog)
Lineage: Eukaryota; Metazoa; Chordata; Amphibia; Anura; Pipidae
Gene: gyg1.L
Product: glycogenin 1 L homeolog
Biological process (GO): glycogen biosynthetic process
Cellular component (GO): nucleus; cytoplasm
Molecular function (GO): glycogenin glucosyltransferase activity; glycosyltransferase activity
Source: RefSeq, marked provisional